AUGAACUCAACCAUGAUGGCCAACCCCACCCUUCCCUCGGACCUCACCCCCUGUCUCGUCCGUCAAGUCUUCUUCGCGCUCUUCCACAGAAUAGCUGUGUUCUACCUAAUCUUCUCCAUCAUCGACUGUAUCGUCGACCGCAUCUUACGCUUACGAUGCGUGCGCAAACGAAUCUGGAUCUUGUACCCGACCGUGUGGGUUUGGUACUUGAAGUUGUGGAGCUUGUAUCUGGUGGUCUGGUAUUGGUAUGCCAGAUUGUGGGGUUGUCAGUCGAAGCACUGGAUACAUGGGGAAAUGAGAGAGGUAAAGAAGAGCAGCAAGAGAUUGAUACUCCAGAGCAAGAAGAGCAGCAAGAAAUGGUCUCGCAAGGUCAUUGAAACGGUCGCCAUGGUUGGUGGAUUUGUUGCUGAGGCUCUGGGAGACUUUGUAAGGGAAAAGAUGGAUGAUAUCAGGGCUGUGAGGGUUCUCGCUGUCCAUGCACCCACGACCAUCAAAGAAAGGAAGGAGAGAAUGGUCGUCUACGCGGCUGAGUUUUUCAAAGAUCUGGCUGAGUCUCUCAGGGACCUGCACAACGCGGGUUUGAUCACAGAAGAAGACGAGGUGGAGCAAGAGACGAAGAAAGAGGUCAUGACAAAGAUGGCAAGGAAAGAGCAUCUCCACUCUACAGAUGCAAGAAGAAGCGACAGAGUCAAUGGCAGAACCUACGCCAGCGUUGCCGCCACGUACCUCAAGACCGAUCUGGAAAACGACAGCAACCGCAAUUGGUCCAAUGAGCAUGGCAAUUUGAGUCCUGGCGCCAGUCCGCAUCGUUCGAGUCGACUCUACUAUCCCAGUCCAGGUCCCAGCCCCAGUCACAGGAAUUCGCCUGGCUCUCCUCGCUCUGUUCAAGUCAGUCACCCCAGUCCUAGAGAUCCUCCUGGCUCUGGCACUGGAUCUGGAGUCUCAUCUUCCAACUCGUCUUCUGCGGUGUAUAUACCUAGCUCGACUGCUUCUGCAUCUUCUGGCUACAACAUUGUGAUGCAUACACCGAGCAGCACUACGAGCUCGAGCAGACGGGCAAUAUACACUCCAAGCUCCACCACCUCAUCGGGCACCACAGUAAACUACACACCUGGUGCCUCUGGUAACGGAAUCGGAGGCACUGGGACUGGAGAUUAUGACUCGAGUCAUAUGGGUGCAUACAGCAAGUCUGGAAGUCUAUCGAUUUUGUACACACCCUGCACCGAUACUGAUGCUGGAGAAAUGUCGGUGGGCACCCACACACCAUCUGCAUCUGAAAGCUCCGCAAGCAAAACACGCACACCACCUUCUACCAACAAUACCGACUCUGAAGAUGAGUCAUUUCCAGGUACACCGACCUCGACAUCUUCGUCUGGACCAGACUCAACUGUCAUCUAUACACCACCUCGUAUUGAUGGUCUUGACAAUGAAGAUGCAGUAGCUCUAGGUACACCAGACUCUGCUUCUUCGUCUUCAUCUGCCUCAACGAGUGAUGCUACACCAAGCCCAUGA
This is a messenger RNA of Aureobasidium namibiae CBS 147.97, 1512 nucleotides long. RefSeq lists its product as uncharacterized. Bases 1 to 1512 code for a protein of 503 amino acids. The record is from RefSeq and is a predicted model, not a curated record. NCBI's taxonomy places the organism in Eukaryota, Fungi, Ascomycota, Dothideomycetes, Dothideales, Saccotheciaceae. The transcript has a single exon.